This is a messenger RNA of Laetiporus sulphureus 93-53, 2159 nucleotides long. RefSeq lists its product as uncharacterized. NCBI's taxonomy places the organism in Eukaryota, Fungi, Basidiomycota, Agaricomycetes, Polyporales, Laetiporaceae. Gene Ontology annotation, cellular component: nucleus; mitochondrion. Gene Ontology annotation, biological process: interstrand cross-link repair. Gene Ontology annotation, molecular function: single-stranded DNA 5'-3' DNA exonuclease activity. The record is from RefSeq and is a predicted model, not a curated record. Bases 34 to 2139 code for a protein of 701 amino acids. The transcript is spliced from 8 exons.
CGUUAUCCUCGAAAAUAGACAGGAGGCAGCCACAUGUUAAACUCAGAGGAUGAAUACGAUGAGUUCUAUACACCGCUGGAGUUUGAAGACAUUCUCCUGGCCGAACAGAUGGUCCCUGACAGUGCUGAGACUUUUUCCGAACAAGAAUCUCAGCAGACGAUCGCAACAACGCCAAGUAGCGACGAGUACGCAGAAUACGACCUUUCUGAAUUCACGGCAGAGGACUUCGCCCACAUCGACUCCAUGCUCGCUGCUGCAUACUCCACGUCGGAGUCGGUCGAGAGUCGUAUUUACUACGACGCGCCUAGAUCCGGAGGAGGAGGUCCUCAAAUUGCGAUAACGCUGGAGCAGAAUGCUAAUUAUUCUGCUCUUGUCAAGGCACCUGAAGAGCCGCAAGAGGGGGGCGCCCAGGCAACUCUCAGCCCCUUGCAGCGAUUCCGCAGGGGCAAAUGGCUUUCCGUCACCGAUCUAGUAGGCCCAGCCUGGUGCGAGGUGCAAUUUGACUACGGCCUCAGGCAGAAGCGGUCUCUGAAGCCUGAGAAGAGGCCCGAGUCGUUCACUACUGCCAAGGGCAACACGAUCACAGUAGACAAGGAUGUUGCGGCCGACAACUACAAAACGACAAGUCGUGGAAGGUCGGUGCAUAAAGUGCUUGAGCGGGAAAUACGUCCUGAAGAGGUUCAUGUUGAGGUGACAACGAUGGAAGAGCGAUGGGCUUUGCGAUUGGUUAAUAUGAUCACAUCGUUGGAUUCACUCGUGGAACUGGGCUGCUGCCGCGAGAUGCCAGUGUUCGGUCUGGUCCACGGAGAAGUAAUCACAGGUAUCAUCGACGAGCUAAACCGUGAAGUGGCGCUCCCGCCACCACUACCACUACAGCCGCAGGUAGAUGCCUCGUCAGAUACUCGGUACCCGCACAAACGGGGGUCGCCAUCAACGCCGACAAAGAAAAAGAAAAAGAGGAGCAGAAACACGAUACCCCGCACAAGAUAUACCCUCCAUCUCUCGGACACCAAAACACGCCGUAGUCCGACCUUGCCAUCCGAUGACGACACCCGAUCCUCGCGCCUCCAGCUUAUGCUCUAUCACCGCAUGCUGAGCGUUCUCCUGCUACCAUCAUCAGAGGCGCAGACCAAUCCUGUCCCCGGGACGACAAACCUGCAACCAUUUGAUUUUGAUGCUCUCUGGCAACGUCUCGGCGUCAACCCUUCGCUUCCCUUUUCCCUAAGCUUCAUGCAGGAGAUAGGAUUGCUCGAUAGCGCCAGCGCCGUCUCUAGCGUUAUGACUCCUGCAUCCUCAAGUCGUGAAGACAAAGGCGCAUCCGGUUGGUGCUUGGACGAUUUGACAGCAGCAUGGCGCCAUGGCGUAGAGGCCAUCAACGUGGAUGGCGUCAACACGACGUUGACACUGGUCUACCGGUUACAACCUGGCGUGAAAAUGAGUCGGAGCCGAAAGAAGCGUUCUUCAAGUAAGAUUCAGCGCGUACGCUCGAGGUCUACACCUAUCACUGAGCAGGAAGCAGCUGACAUCGGAGCGAGGAUGAAUGAGCCUCUAGAACCAUACUUUGGCAUGGGUGAUUCGCUUCCUUCGACGGUAGCAGUGAGCCUCGAGGAGUACCGAAAACGUCAAAAGACGUCUGCUCCAAAGGGCACGGAGUCUGCAGACGCCACGCGCGACGUAGUCUCUGAAUCCAACUCUGAGGAACUUUCGGAGGCUGCUCCGGAUGAACCGGAGGCACAUGAGGACCUCUUCGCCCCGCUCACGGACUCUGGCAUCGUGGCCGAUGCUGAAGAGGUCGGGACGAUCCCGACUCCUUCAGAGGACGAUGACGAGGAGCCGAGCAUGACCAUGGCCGAGUUGGAGAAAGAGGCACGCAUUCUUGGCCACAAGCAGUUCGCGGUCGACGACAAGAUGCUUGAUGAGUAUUUGGAUAGUAUCCUGCAGUAUUGGCAUGGCGAGCGGCCACCGGUUGGCGUGGAGAUUGAGCACACGUGGCGUUGUCGAACAUGCGAGUAUCGGGACGGGUGCGAGUGGCUUGAACAGAAGGCUAGAGAACGUCGGAGGUUAGAUCCUGCGGUCGCAGCGACAACAAACGCGUUUCCUGGCAGGAGAUCUGAAACGUUGUAUUAUAGGCCACUCUGAAUAUUUUUUGGGUUUCUGUU